Pocillopora meandrina is the source of this 894-nucleotide messenger RNA. Lineage: Eukaryota; Metazoa; Cnidaria; Anthozoa; Scleractinia; Pocilloporidae. The record is from the annotation of a GenBank genome assembly.
AUGCAGUAUUUUCCCUCCGCUAUCGAAAUCAGCGAUUUCCGAUGGACUAACUUUGCUAAUUGUGUCCUGAACAUUUUCUUAACUUAUACCGCUAUUAUGCUGAAUAUUAUGACGAUUUACGCGAUACGGAAAACCUCGACGCUGUCAAAGACUCUGAGAACAUUGCUGCUGAGUCUUGCAGUUUCUGAUGUUGGCGUUGGUCUGUUUGUUCAGCCAUUUUAUUCGUCACUUCAAGUGAACUGGGUACAACAGAGCAAUCCUAACUGUAAGACGUUCACGGCCUUCAUGAUAAUCAACAUUACUUUUUCCGUAGCUUCGUUCAUGGGUGUUGUCGCUGUUAGUGUAGAUAGGUUCUUAGCCGUUCAUCUUCAUCUGCGAUACCAGGAAUUUGUGACCCACAAACGUGUUGUUGCUGCUAUCUUAUCAAACUGGCUUCUGGGUCUAUUUGUUUCCCUUAUGAUACUUUGGGCUCCUUUCAGCGCUCAGAACUUAAUUCUUUCAGCUGCUGGAGUUAUUUGUUUUCUUCUUACAGCAAUGAUUAACAUCAAGAUUUAUUUAGUUACUCGACGCCACAAAGUUCACAUGCGGUCUCUGCAAAUACAGCCAAGAGAACGCAUCGAUGAAAUGGGAGAUUUUGCCCGCCAACUCAAGUCUGCUGUCAGUGUAUUCUACAUAUAUAUAGUGUUUUUACUCUGCUAUGUUCCUUUUUACGUCUGCGUGGCUUACAUUAAAAUCCACGGCUCGAGUACAACAUUGAAAAAAUGUUAUCUCCUCUCAGUGACUCUGGUUUUUCUUAAUUCAUCACUGAAUCCUGUGAUUUACUGCUGGAAGAUGAAACACAUUAGACAGGCACUAAUGGACUCACUAAAGAGCAUAUCUUGGAACAGAAAUUAG